This is a messenger RNA of Ogataea philodendri, 480 nucleotides long. RefSeq lists its product as uncharacterized. Lineage: Eukaryota; Fungi; Ascomycota; Pichiomycetes; Pichiales; Pichiaceae. The record is from RefSeq and is a predicted model, not a curated record. The coding region runs from base 1 to 480 and encodes 159 amino acids. The transcript is spliced from 2 exons.
AUGCUCAAUCAAAGCAGCCUCAAUCUCUGCAGUAGACAGUCUGUGUCCAGAAACAUUGACCACAUCGUCCACUCUUCCCAAGAUCCAGUAGAAUCCAUCUUUAUCUCUGGCAGCUCCAUCUCCAGAGAACUCUUGGCCACUGACAGGGUCAAUGAUGGCCGGGUCGAUUCCAAAGAACGGCAACGAUGCAGAUCCAGGCUUUGUUGGGGUAACUCCGGCCAAAGGAGUGAUCAAAUGGGAGCCAGACUCGGUUUGCCAAUAAGUGUCGCAAAUAUGCGCUUUUCCUCUACCAAUGAAUGUGUUAUACCACUCCCAGACAUCUUUGGCAAUUGGUUCUCCAACAGAUCCCAGAACUCUCAACGAUUCAAGAGAAUAUGGCUCGAUGUAGGACUCGCCUGCCCUCUUGAGAAGUCUGAGCGCAGUUGGAGCAACGUAGAACUGAGUCACCUUGUACUUAUCAACGAUUUCCCAGUAACGUGA